GCAGCUUAGAGCAGUAAAUGACCGUCGCCGUGGAGGGGGUGGCCCAGGCCGGAGGGGCGGGGUGUCGCUGGUAGGGGCAACCCGCGUGGGCGGGGUGCCCAGAAGGCAGAAAGUUCCCGCCCGCACCAGUCACAUGGAAUGUUCCUCCCCCGGCAGGGGAUGGUACGGUCCGGCCAGCGCGUCCCGUUGCUAGGGCACGGUCACGUGCACCCUCAUGCCCCCGGAGCGGGACGCGGGAGCUGGAGCGCUGGGCGCCGAUUAAUCGGAAGCUGCCAUGGCCGAGGUAGUCGGGACGGGAGAGGAAAUAGGAGCCAUUUUGGUCCAGGUUCAAGAAGACCUUCACCAGCUUAAGGACAAACUGACAAGCAUCAACCUUGAACAACAUGGAGAGGGUGUGGAUGUUCACGUUCUUGAAACAGCCAUUGAAAGAACUGAAAUUGGGCUGAGAAAACAUGCUGAGAAUUAUUUAAAUGCCAUAAAUAGAAGUGUGUUGACUAUUCCCUAUACUGAUGAAAAAGAAAGAUACUCAGAACAGCACCCCAAAUGGAGGCUUCCUAUUGGUGCUGCUCAGAAGCAGUUUAUUUUUCCACGGGUGCCUGUUAAACCUCUGAUUACCCAGCCGUGUGGCAGAUCAGCAGCACGUAUUUCUCCAGGUUCGCAGCACAAGCUUGCAAUGAAUGUGAAAAUCAUGUAUGAUCCAGGCGACGCCAGUAAUAGAGUUCUUUUAAAACAGAACUAUGGAAUCAGCUUGCCACUUAUUAAUAAGAGAAAAUCAGUUCCUGUAUGCACUCAGAAGAUAGUGAAAGGCCCUACAGUUGGUAACCUCUCGGCUUUGCCUGCCUCUCAUCAGAUGGAUGCUCCCUUACCUAUAUUAGAAAGGGAUGCAAGGAAAGGUAUUCUGAAUCUAAUUGAGCGAAGGCUAAUCCCACCAGCAGCAAAGAUUACACUUGAGUCACCUCCUGUUGUACCCAAAGCAGCUCCUCUCCAUGAAUUUUGCAAACAGCGCAAGAAGCCACCUGUAGGAGGGAUUGGUAGCAAGGUGGACUUUGCUGGUACAGACAUCUUUCCAGACUCACAGAGGGGCCCCGAUGACUCAUAUUGCUCAAACAAAGGUAGCAUUGCUCCACCUCCAUCCAGCAGCUCCAUGGCUUCAGCUAAGAAAUCAAAGCGAUUAUGGACACAACCAGCUCAAGGGCUGGAGUUGAUAAAUUGUGCUUCCCCUCAGCCAAAGAGCCCACAUAUGAUGCAACCUCAGCCUUUACAGAAUACGUUUUUGGAUUAUGAUAUAACUAUUUACAAUGGCACUAUAGAUCAUAAGGCUCCAGAUUUCCUGGCAUUCAAGCAGCACUGUUGUUUAUCCUGGGGAAGUAUUCUUUCUUUCUUGGAACAUGUUGAGAAACUACUCAAGGACUACGCUGUACCAUUGGCUAUAAUAAAGGGUAAGAAAUUGAUGGAGCUCAUAUCGGACUUUGAACUUAACCAGAGGCCUACCAGAGAUGACCUUCUGUCGGUGAUAAAGAACCGGACAACUGUGAAAAGGAUCUUAAAUCAACCUGGCCAGAGAUACAAAGGGCAACAUGGUACUGAAAUGGCUGCCACAAGGAUCCAAGCAACAUGGAGGCGCUAUACGGACAGAAAAGCCUAUAUCCAUUUCAGGCAGCAGCAGUGGGCAUCAGGUGUGAUUGCCAUUUCUUGGCUCUUGCAUAGUCACAUGGCACGUGUAAAAAAGACCCUGAAGGAAUCACGUCAGAGACACCUGGAGAAUUUUUACAUCAGGGCCAAGCAUCUGGCAGCCAACUGGAAUCGCAUCAGGACCUCCAGGAGGACUAUUAUCCAUAUCCCAUCAUUAGGGUAUUCCCAAUGCAUUCGUGAGACUGCUCCUGAUUUUGCUCUUCAGCAGAAUUUGCAGAUGGGGAGGCUGUGUGACAUACUAGAUGCCAACGUUGACGUCAUCUACAUCUGCCCCCUUCAUCUGAGUGAGGAGUUACUGCAGUAUUACAAUAAACUCCUGGGUCUGCAGGCAGCUGUUAGAUCUGGGAACCCUGAGGACAUGGGUGACCUGCAGGACAGGUUCAAAAUUCUCGCCCCUGAAGCUAUAAACAGAUUCCCAGGCCAUCACAUGUGCCUGGCCACUCAGCUGAAGUACAGUCCCAAGACAAUCAAAAGAAUAAAAAAUCUUAUCCAAGGCAAAGAAGCCUACAUCAUUGGUGGACUUCCUCACAAAGAUGAUUUAGCAGUGGCUGACAUGUUAAAUGUGCCCAUAUUGGGCUCUGAGCCAGAAGUAGCUCAUCUCUAUAGAACUAAGUCCGGAAGUAAAAGAAUCUUUGCUAGUGCUUGUGUGCCAACACCUCCAGGAGAAUAUGACAUCUAUAACCAUCAACAGAUGUUUGAAGUUCUGAGUCAGCUGAUCAUAGAUAACUUGGGAGUGAGACGUUGGUUGUUUAAAGUGGACAAUGAAUUUGGAGGAAACGGCACUGCAUAUUGUGACAUUGCCAGGCACCUGAAAUGCUACCACUGGGCCCAGAAGGAAUGUCAGAGAUACAAGACUGAGAUGUGGAGGAAGAAAUGGGCACAUGAGCCAGCUUUGGUGAAGAUCUCCCAGGAGCUCCCGGGCCUUUUAGCACAGCACGCACAGCCAGUCAAUGAGAAACGAUUUCCUACAUGGGAAAAAUUUCUCCAAACAUUUCUUAGUCAAGGUGGUGUGAUAGAAGCCUUUCCACCCUCAGAAAAUGUCACCAACCUUACAGUGGAUAUGUUGAUAGAGCCAAUGGGAGACAUAAAGAUAGUUUCAUCCGGAGAUCAGAUCCACGCAGAUGGUCCUUUGCAAUCAUCUGGCACCACUGUUCCACAGUGUUCAGUUGAUCCAGCAGUUCUUAAUUCAUUAUGUUUAAAAAUUGGAGAGGCCUGCAAAUCUAGAGGGGUGCUUGGCUACUUCUCAGUUGAUCUUGUAACUUUCAUCCACCCGCAAACAAUGGAGCAGCAGGUGUGGGUAACAGACCUUGACCUUUGCUAUAGUGACCAGCUGGCCUUCACUCAGCUCAUGUUGUAUGUGACAAAUGGCAAUCUAGAUGGGUGCUCUAGCCACUUUGAAGUGCCACUUACGUGGAAGAAGACGAAAAGUCAAAGUGUUCAGAGUGAGGAGGCAGAAACUCCAUCUCCAGUAAGCAGCCGCUAUGCAGUAAUGAGCAGUCAGCUGAGGCACUCCAACCUUUCAGUAAUUUACUAUAGUGUUCUCCUCCAAAUAUGUAAGGCUCAUGGCAUUGGAUUUGAUGUCCAGGAAAAACAAGGAACAAUUUUUAUACUGUAUGAAGAUCGCAAGCGGUACAGAUUGGGAAUGAUAACAAUCGGAGAGGAUCUCCAGGGGGUCCUCAUGACCUUUGCUCACAAUCUCUUCAUCAUCCAUCAAGAAAUAUCAGCACCUAAUAUGCAAGGCGAGACCAAUUUUAAGAUAGCAGUUCAAGAUAUUGAAGCAAUUCUUGGAAUUACAGCAGAAAACAAACUGAAAUUUAAAGAGGAAUCCUCCAAAGAAGACGCUCCCCAAGAAUAGUUGACAGAAAUUUUAAAACUUUUUCUUUAAGCCUCUAGGAAAAACUCUCUUUCUCAGGAAUGCAGGAAAGAAAUAACUUACAAGUUUUGUUGUUCUUGUCUAUUAAUAAUUAAAUUAAUAUUAGCUUAGACUGGAAAUUUUAAUUAUUACUGAGUGAGCUUAAAUGAUUAGUAAAAUAGUAACUAAAAUAUCCUUGGUGGUGCAAAAGGAAAUCUUGGUGAAGAACAGAGGAACAAAAUAAACAUUGUCCAUUUUCUUAUCCCUGUCCACCAACUUCAUAUCAUGAAUACUGUAGUACAGCAUGUAUUUUUCAAACCUUAUUGGUAGACUCAUAGUUUUAGAAGUCAGAAGGCACCAUAAUGAUCUUCUAGUCUGACCUGCGUAGCACAGACCAUACAAUUUCACCAAAUCAUUCCUGCAUCAAGCCCAUAACUUCUGACGUCAGCUAGAGCAUCUCUUUUAGAAAUUUAUCCAGUCUUGAUUUGAAGACCACAGGUGGCAAAGAAUCCAGCACAUUCCUAGGUCAUUGAUAAUUACACUGAAUAGCUUUGGUCCAAGAACAGAUCCUUGUGGGAUCCCACUAAAAACAUCUCCAUUGGAUGAUGGUUCCCCAUUUAUAAUUAUUUUUUAUAUCAAUCAGUUAGCUAGUUUUUAAUCAUUUUAAUAUGUUCUAUGUUGAUUUUGUAAUAGUGCUAACUUUUUAAUCAAAAUUCUGUGUGGUAUUCAGUUAAAUGCCAUAUAGCAAUCUACCUAUAUUAGCACAGCUGCCUUUGUCAACCAAACUUGUAAUCUCAUCGAUAAAAGAUAUAUUUAUUUGACAAGAUCUAUUUUCCACAAAACCAUGUUGAUUAGCAUUAAUUAUGCUACCAUCUUUUAAUUCUUUAUUGACUGCAUCCCAUAUCAGCCUUUCAGUGAGUUUCCCUGGGAUCCAUGUCAAGCUAACUGGCCAAUAGUAACCCGUGUAAUCACAUUUAACCUUUUUAAUAUCACCACAUUCACUUUUUUUCAGUCUUCUAGAAUUCCUCAGCUUUCCAGAUUUGUUAAAAUAUAAUGUUUUCCUUUCUUUGUUUUUGAGGAUUCUUUUGCUGCCCCAUUUGUAAAUUGUGAAAAGAAGAUUUUGUACACUCAGAAAUGGUUUGUGUAAGUAAUAUAGAUGGUAAAAUCACUUUUUCUUUCCUAUGCGUUUCUUAGCAUCAGAUUACUUGUCAUUUGCUGUCUUCAGGACAGGAGGGCAAUGGAAAGGGGAAGACCAGUCUCCCCAACCAAGGCUGUAAUAUUUAUCUUGCUGGAAGAUUAUGCUCUUGCUUUAAGUUACAAUUUAUUUCUUCCUGCAGAUUGAAUGCAUUAUCUCCUGAACAUGCCAAGUCUCUACCAUCCUACAGCUAAAAAAUCUCAAGCAAAUACCAAAGCCAGGGUUUUCGAGUCAGUAAUGAAAUUCACUAUGGAACUACAGUAUACAGUGCCUUUCUUUUUCAAAGACAGAUUUAACUGAAAUACUCAAGUGCCAUUCACGAGCCACAGAUCUGUUAACUCUGCAUAAAAUUCUGAUCAGCCUCUGUAUUCUCCACAGUGGUUGAAGAAAUAAAAAUAGAAGUGAGAACUGUAAUAAGAUAUGUUGAUUUAUUCUUCAAAUAAAAUAUAAAUGUAUAUA
Messenger RNA from Caretta caretta (loggerhead turtle), 5198 nucleotides. The record is from RefSeq and is a predicted model, not a curated record. NCBI's taxonomy places the organism in Eukaryota, Metazoa, Chordata, Testudines, Cheloniidae.